Colossoma macropomum (tambaqui) is the source of this 1429-nucleotide messenger RNA. RefSeq names its product electron transfer flavoprotein subunit alpha (gene etfa). NCBI's taxonomy places the organism in Eukaryota, Metazoa, Chordata, Actinopteri, Characiformes, Serrasalmidae. Gene Ontology annotation, molecular function: flavin adenine dinucleotide binding; electron transfer activity. The transcript has 12 exons. The coding region runs from base 76 to 1077 and encodes 333 amino acids. The record is from RefSeq and is a predicted model, not a curated record. Gene Ontology annotation, cellular component: mitochondrion.
CUCGCGAUAUCGCGGCCCUGACUGUGAUCUCUGUGGUUCAGUCAACAACAGUGUGGAGGAGCUGCUGCUUCAAACAUGCUCAGGGCCAUCAACAAGAGAAAUAUCAGGACUCUGUCAAGUCUCAUCCAGAGGUUUCAGAGCACGUUGGUUGUUGCAGAGCACAACAAUGACACACUGACCCCAAUCACUCUAAAUGCUAUCUCAGCAGCCAGCAAACUUGGUGGUGAGGUGUCCUGUCUGGUUGCAGGAACAAACUGUGCUAAGGUAGCAGAGCAACUUUCUCAAGUUAAGGGAGUGAAGAAUGUACUGGUUGCUCAGCAUGAUGGCUACAAAGGAUCAUUACCAGAGGAUCUGACUCCACUCAUCUUGGCAACCCAACACCAGUUCAAUUUCACGCACAUAUGCGCAGGAGCAUCUGCUUUUGGAAAGAAUCUUCUUCCCAGAGUGGCUGCCAAGCUGGAUGUUGCUCCUAUUUCAGACAUCAUUGAGGUCAAAUCCCCUGAUACUUUUGUAAGGACAAUUUAUGCAGGGAAUGCCCUUAGCACUGUGAAGUGCAAUGAGAAAAUCAAGGUCUUCACAGUAAGAGGGACAGCUUUUGAAGCUGCUGCUAAAGAGGGUGGAAGUGCUACUUCAGAACAAGUGUCUCCAGCUUCUCCUGCUGGGAUUUCAGAGUGGCUAGAACAGAAUCUGACCAAGAGUGACCGACCUGAGCUCACCAGUGCCAAAGUGGUCGUGUCUGGAGGCAGAGGUCUGAAGAGUGGUGAAAACUUCAAGCUGCUUUAUGACCUUGCUGACAAGUUAAAUGCUGCUGUUGGUGCUUCCAGAGCUGCUGUGGAUGCUGGAUAUGUCCCCAAUGAUCUGCAGGUUGGACAGACAGGAAAGAUUGUGGCUCCUGAACUGUACAUUGCAGUUGGCAUUUCUGGAGCCAUUCAACACCUUGCUGGAAUGAAGGACAGUAAGACUAUUGUUGCCAUCAACAAGGAUCCUGAGGCCCCCAUCUUCCAGGUUGCAGAUUACGGCUUGGUAGCUGACCUGUUCAAGGCUGUCCCUGAGAUGACGGAAGCUCUGAAAAAGUAACACUCAUCACCCUCAUUUCAGCCUGGGAGACAUGCCUGUAAUUGUCCUGGGAUUGUUAAUAAUAAUUCCUUAAUCCUUAAGGAAGUCCUGUAGAAGUUAUGGAUAAGAGUUAUCACUUAUCCUCUAACAGAACUUUUACAAAAAAAUCUCAUGGAUAAUACAUCAGGCCUUUCUUUGAUAAAGAAUUCAGUCUACAUAUUACUGUAUUUGAUAACAUUUGUUGAUAACAGAAGUAUUCUUAUGCCAGCUCAAAUCUACCAGUAGCAUUGUUUUUGGCUUUAUCAUGUGAAUACUUUGCAUUUACUCAGUAUGUAACAGUACAUGUAAUAAAUGUCAGCUGUCCUCUUCUAAA